Tachysurus vachellii is the source of this 4714-nucleotide messenger RNA. It is a transcript of the gene adam10a, whose product is annotated as ADAM metallopeptidase domain 10a. Gene Ontology annotation, molecular function: metalloendopeptidase activity involved in amyloid precursor protein catabolic process. The coding region runs from base 127 to 2424 and encodes 765 amino acids. NCBI's taxonomy places the organism in Eukaryota, Metazoa, Chordata, Actinopteri, Siluriformes, Bagridae. The record is from RefSeq and is a predicted model, not a curated record. The transcript has 16 exons. Gene Ontology annotation, cellular component: plasma membrane; synaptic membrane. Gene Ontology annotation, biological process: membrane protein ectodomain proteolysis; Notch signaling pathway.
GCAGCUCGGACUGCUGUGCCUUUAAGAUUUUAUAUGUAUCGAAACUAAAGGGGAAAAAAAAACCUCACACACAAACACACACUCACACAAACACACACAACCCUUCGCAGUGUCAAUGUGCGCGCGAUGAAUUUAUUCGACAUGGUUUUGUUUAAACUCUUGGUGUUGUUGUACUGCCUGAGCGACUCAAUAGGUCAGUAUGAGAAUCGCCUAAACAAGUACAUUCGGCAUUUCGAGGGUUUGUCCUACGACACAAACAUCCUUCACAGCAAACACCAGAGAGCAAAAAGAGCAGUGUCUCACGAGGACAAGUUCGUCCAUCUGGAGUUCCAUGCUCAUGGCAGACAUUUUAACCUGCGUAUGAGGAGGGACACUUCUCUGUUUGCCCCAGACCUGAAGGUUGAGAUCUCUGGACAGGAGACGCUGGUCGACACCUCACAUAUUUACAGCGGAGAGCUCUUUGGAGAGAAAGGCACUCUGACGCACGGUUCUAUUGUGGAUGGAAAGUUUGAGGGCUUCAUUCAGAGUCAUGCUGGAAUGUACUACGUGGAACCGGCUGAGCGAUACCUCAAAGAGCGAAAAGUUCCCUAUCACUCAGUCAUCUACCAUGAGGAUGACAUCGAUUACCCUCACAAGUACGGCCGAGAGGGAGGCUGUGCGGAUCACUCCGUCUUCGAGAAGAUGAAGAAUUUCCAGGCGUCUGCUGUGGAGACUCCUGGUGAGGAAAAGAACAGACAGCCUGCAACGGAUGAGGAGAAGAAGACAGACGGGCCGGUGAUCCUGAGGAAGCGCAGAGCCGCUCAAGCUGAGAAAAACACCUGCCAGUUAUUCAUCCAAACAGACCACCUCUUCUUUCAGUUCUACCGUACUAGAGAGGCUGUCAUCGCUCAGAUCUCCAGUCACGUGAAGGCCAUCGACUCGAUCUAUCAGUCCACAGACUUCCAGGGUAUCCGCAACAUCAGCUUUAUGGUCAAGAGGAUCAGGAUUAACACCACAAGCGACGAGACAGAAAAAACGAACCCUUUCCGUUUUGCCAACAUCGGUGUAGAGAAGUUUCUGGAGCUGAAUUCAGAACAGAACCAUGACGAAUUCUGCCUGGCUUACGUCUUCACUGACAGAGACUUUGAUGAUGGAGUGCUGGGAUUAGCCUGGGUUGGAGCUCCAUCAGGAAGCUCUGGUGGGAUUUGUGAGAAGAGUAAGCUCUACUCAGAUGGCAAAAAGAAGUCUCUUAACACUGGCAUCAUCACCGUUCAGAACUACGGCAGUCACGUCCCUCCUAAAGUGUCCCACAUCACCUUUGCCCAUGAGGUCGGACACAACUUCGGCUCGCCACAUGACUCAGGCAGUGAGUGUACUCCUGGAGAGUCGAAGGUUUCUGACAUGAAGGAGCGAGGCAACUACAUCAUGUAUGCCAGAGCCACAUCUGGAGACAAGUUAAACAACAACAAAUUCUCCAUCUGCAGCAUCCGCAACAUCAGCCAGGUGUUGGAUAAGAAGAGAUACCUGUGUUUUGUCGAGUCUGGGCAGCCCAUCUGUGGAAAUGGUAUGGUGGAGACUGGAGAACAGUGUGAUUGUGGAUACAGUGAUCAGUGUAAAGACACUUGCUGCUUCAGUGCCAAUGAGCCAGAUGGCAAGAAGUGCACACUGAAGCCUGGGGCCAAGUGCAGUCCCAGUCAGGGCCCGUGCUGUACAGCACAGUGCGAUUUUAAGGGCCGUGAUGAGAAGUGCAGGGUCGAGUCUGAUUGCUCAUAUCAGGGCAUGUGCAGUGGUACCACAGCACAGUGUCCCAUCUCUACACCAAAGAACAACUUAACAGCGUGCAAUGGAGAAACACAAGUCUGCAUUAAUGGGGCCUGCACUGGCUCUAUUUGUGAGCGUUUUAACCUGGAGGUCUGCACAUGUGCCAGUGAAGAUGGGAAAGAUGAGACAGAGUUAUGCCAUGUUUGCUGCAUGCAGAAAAAUCAGCCCAACACGUGCAAAAGUACAGCCUCAGAUGUAUGGGAAGAGUUUUUCAAAAAGAAGGUUCGCACCCUGCAGCCUGGAUCUCCUUGUAAUGACUUUAAAGGCUACUGCGACGUGUUUAUGAAAUGUAGGCUGGUCGACGCUGACGGGCCACUGGCCAGACUCAAGAAGGCUAUCUUUAACCCUGAGCUUUACGAGACCAUUGCUGAGUGGAUUGUGGCUUAUUGGUGGGCUGUGCUGUUGAUGGGUAUUGCUCUCAUCAUGUUGAUGGCUGGGUUCAUUAAGAUCUGCAGUGUUCACACGCCAAGCAGCAACCCCAAACUACCCCCACCAAAGCCACUGCCAGGUACACUGAAGAGGAGGAGAGCUCAGGCUCAAAGUUCUCAGCCUCAGCCUCAGCCACAGCGUGCACAUCAGCGCCAGCCCAGAGAGAACUAUCAGAUGGGCCAGAUGCGCCGCUGAGCUCCUCAAUCUGCCUUGGUUCUUCCUAGUGCCUACAACAGGAAACACUUUACUCCAAAGAGUUACUGAACCAAUCAGUUAACCCCAUCUACAGACUUACAGAGCUUACAAAAGGAAACAGAUUCCCCACAGCAAACAUCAAUGGAACUGCUCCAUAAAGCAGUGAUGCUGAUCUAACACUGAAGAAAGACCAGAUGAGGAAAAGAGAGAAUCAUUGCUUUGUGUACUUAUAAGGAUAUCAUUUUUUUUUGUUUGGUUUUCACCCCUAAUUUUCUCUUCCAUCUCUCUCUAAGCAGAGUGCUUCAACAACCUUGUCUCUCUCGACAUGUAAUUCUCUCUUUUUUUUCCCUCCAUUUAUAUUUUCCUUCAAACACUGCCAUCCUGCUCAGAAUGACAUGAUGGGGAAAUGCAGAGGUUCUACAAGGCAACGCAGUUUGAGCAACAGCUCCUUCUGCAUAGACUCUGUUGCCAAUGUGAUUAAAAUGGAGGGUGAAAGUAUCUGAAAUGCAAGCUUUUUUAAAGAUCUCUCUUUCUUUCUCUCUUUCUUUUCAGUUGUACAGUUUUUCACAAAUGCUUUUUUUUUCCCUUAGUGCAUCUUCUUAUUGUGUUUUUCCUUUGAUGAAUACAAGAUAUUUACUGUUUUGACUGACACUCAGGACAAAUUAAUAAGCCUAAAUCAUUGUGUGUCAGAGAGGUGAAUGUCAAAUGCCUGAUGAUUCUUGGUGAUGUGGGGCUUUUUUAUCGUUUAUUUUUACGCUGACAAAGACUGAGACUGAGUAUUCUUGUUAUUCUAAUCUCAUGCACUGCUUGCAGAUGAGUUGCUGAAUAGAUUAAAUUUGUGGAAUUGAAAAAUUCCUGCGUAAAGGAGCAAGAGAUAAAAUUAGACUUGUGAUUGUUUUACCUUUUGGUGAAUGGCCUUAUUUCACAUACAUUCAGCUAUGAAAGAUUGUGAGAAGUGUGUGGUUUGUGUAUUUUUUUUCUUCCCCAUGUCAUAUGGAGUGUUGAAUUCGUAACAGCUAUCAGCUAUUCGUAACAGCUAUUGAUCUGAGAACAGCUACCAAUGCAAAGAGCUGUUGGGAGACUUUAGGAGGGAACUAGAGGAACAUAUUGUUCAUGGCUUCUACAUAACCAUUUGACAUAUCAAAGCGAAUACAGAAAGUAUAUUCAGGAAAUAAACCAAGCAGGACCUGCAAAACACAUGUUAAUAGUGGAACUGUAUUUAAAAUAUACUUUUCUCCUUGUUAAAAAGUAAUGGCAUCUAAAUCUUAUUAUAUAGACCAUGUGCAGAUGAUGAUCUGUAACCACUUUCUAUGGUGCCUGAUGAGCAGCAGGACAAAUUUGUGCCAGCCUUCUAUCGGGUCAAAUACUCAUCUGCUGUGUUGAUUUUCCGAGGCACUUAUUUGAGCAGAAAUUACUCAUCUCAGAGAGGUUGGACUUUCAGGCAGUAAUUAAAGCUACGCUAAUUUAGCUCUUUUGUUUAAUAUUCAGCAUUUUCCUUUUGCUGAUGCAGAUCCUGCGUACCAAAAUAACGUCACAUUCUAUUCCGUCUACAAUAGAACUUUGCAUUACGGAUUUAAAACAAAAUGCAAGAUCCAAUAUCCAAUGAAACACUUUUCCUUUAUGGAAUUUGGCCCAUAUGAUACAUUUGUCAGCUGUUUACAGAUAUUGUAAUGGUUUAGAGCGCUGUUGAAAAGAGCAUUGUAGCAGUGUGUAGUCGUCACUCACAAAUCUACUGCCCACCAAUAUCCUCCCUUAUGGAACUGUUUAUUAGUGGACAGGCCAUGUCGUCUAAUCGGAAAUAAUUGUUUAUUAGGAAAGUGAAGUAUGCCCUUAUUCUAAUCAAGUGUUGCCGAAACAGUGGUUGGUGGUAGUGUUUUGCUUUGAAUAUAGAGGCUCAGAAUUUUCCGAUUCAUUCUUGUUUUUCUGUGGUAAAGUUCUAUGUCUUGGGGGUAUUCGGGACAGCACUUUUAAUUCAAACGCUUUUUUCAGGUCUUGCUUUAAAGGUGUAAGAGGAAUGUGCACUGAUAUAGAUGUAAAAUGUGUGGAGUUUGAAGAUGGGGAAAUAUGUCUAAUACUACUGUUUGAUUUUAAUGACCGCUGUGCUUUAUACAGCACCCUUUCAUUUUUCUUUUUCAUUAUUCAGAAUUUCUUUUGCCUUUUUCCUUUCGUUUGCGUGCAAUUUCAAAACUUUUUAAUAAAAAUGCAAAAAGUAUUGUGCAAAGAUAUGUAAUUUUUUUUGAAGUACUUGAAAAUGUAUUAAUACAAAUAAAGAAUUUGGUCAAUUUCUCAA